Insectozyma verbasci is the source of this 2355-nucleotide messenger RNA. Lineage: Eukaryota; Fungi; Ascomycota; Pichiomycetes; Serinales; Debaryomycetaceae. The record is from the annotation of a GenBank genome assembly.
AUGAUUUUUCAAUCAAAUAAAGAAGAUAAUAAUGAGAAAAGCACUUCUUCCGGUGCCGAUCUAGAAUCAGUUAUUUCCAAACAUACAGAAGAUUAUGAUUUAUAUGUUGCAAAAUCCAAUCCUUCGGCAUUGAAUCAACAAGAUGGAAGGAAGUUGAGACAAGCGCUCGAUGCUCGUCAUCUAAGCAUGAUUGCAUUGGGUGGUGCGUUAGGUUAUGUAUUCACUUGAUUCGCUCAAUUCAGUCGAUUCAGUCGAUUCAGUCGAUUCAAUCGAUUUAAAAUUGAAAAAAAAAUUGAAAAAAAAUUGAUAUGGUAGUUGUUUAAUCAAGCAGUUGAUGUUCAUAAAAAGCGCAUUUAAAAUUAUUGCGCGAAAGCCGUACGAUGUGAGUCGCACAAUGUGAGUCGCACAAUUCCACUCAUCAACACUACCCUAUAAAUUUUUUUUGCAACGAAAAUUAGCCGCAUACUAACAUAUUGUUGUAGAACUGGUUUAUUGAUUGGUACAGGUUCAGCCUUGAGAACAGCUGGUGCUGGAAGUAUUUUAAUUACUUAUGCAUUAAUUGGUUUUGUUGUUUAUACAGUUUUAACAGCAAUCGGUGAAGUAGCUACCCAUGUACCAAUGAAUGGUUUCGCCAAUUACUGUAGAAGAUAUGUUGAUCCAGCUUUGGGAUUUGCAGCUGGUUAUAAUUAUUUGAUUAAAUACUUAAUUUUGCCUCCAAAUCAAUUAACUGCAGGUGCUUUAACAAUUCAAUAUUGGAUUCCAAGAGAUCAAGUAAAUCCAGGUGUCUGGAUCACAGUUUUGUUGGUAAUUAUUACAUUUGUUAACUUAUUUGGAGUUAAAUUGUUCGGAGAAGUAGAAUUCUGGCUCUCUGGUGUGAAAGUCGUCACUUGUUUAGGGGUUAUAUUAGUUCUUUGGGUUAUUGCUUUAGGAGGUGGUCCAACAGGCGAUCGUAUAGGCUUUCGUUACUGGAGAAAUCCAGGUGCAUUUAUGGAGUAUGCAGAUUCCUCAAAGGACUUAUUAAUUGAAGGAGCUAAAGGUAGAUUUGUAGCAUUUGUUGCUGUUUUAGUUACCGCUGUUUUUGCUUAUACAGGAAGUGAAUUAGUUGCCAUUACUUUUUGUGAAGCUAGAAGUACGUAUUUUUACAUUGGAACUACAAGAUUUCCAUUUGCCUCGAGACAUGUUCAUCUAGAGUUUCAGUUGAAUUUGUUAAGCUUUUUAGAAGUUUUACAAUGGUUGCAAUACUGUUGAUAAUGAAAUUCGAUUAUAUGCAGGAUACAAGAUAGGUUACAUGAUUAGGACUUUCGGUAGCACAGUACAAUAUUGGUCCAAUUCAUUUAGCCAAAAUAGUACAACAAUUGCAACUUCUGAUUCAUCUAUAGAUACUGAAUCAACUACGGAUAUAGCUCUUGAUGAUGCAAAAAUAACAAUGGGUUUAAUUUUGAAAAUACUAACUAUUCUAUAGAUCCUAGAAGAGCUAUUCCAAAAGCUAUUAAAUUAACACUUUACAGAAUCAUCGUAUUCUACGUCUUAGCUAUUUUGUUUGUUGGUAUGUGUGUGUCACCUAGAGAUCCAUCGUUAUUAGGUGCUUCUGGUACAAAUGCUGGAGCAUCUCCUUUUGUUAUAGCUAUAAAAAAUGCACAAAUUGGUGGAUUAGAUCAUGUUAUCAAUGCAGCUAUCCUUUUGUUUGUGUUGUCCGCAAGUAAUUCAGAUAUGUACGUUUGCAGUAGAACUAUCUAUUCACUUGCUGUUGAUGGUUAUGCUCCUAAAUUUUUCACUAAAACUAAUAAAUUAGGUGUUCCAUAUUACGGAGUUGCAUUAUCCUUUUUAUUCUGUUUGUUAGCUUAUAUGAAUGUUUCAUCAGGUUCAGCUCAAGUAUUUCAAUACUUUGUUAACGUUGUUUCAUUAACUGGUUUAUUAGCUUGGACAUGUGUUUUGAUUUUCCAUUUAAGAUUCAUGAAAGCAUUGAAAGCACAAGGAUUUGACAGAAAGAAAGCAGUCUAUAAAUCUCCUUUACAACCAUAUGCUUCAUGGUUUUCAUUAUCAGUUUGUAUUUUAAUCAUUUUAAUUAAAAACUUUACAGCAUUCUUGGGUGAUGAAUUUUCUUACGAAACAUUUAUAACAGGUUAUAUUGUAUUACCGGUAUUUUUAAUAAUCUACUUUGGUUAUAAAAUCAUUUAUAAAACAAAGAUUAUCAAACCUGAAGAUGUUGAUUUAUAUACAUUUAAAGAUGUAAUUGAUGCUGAAUUCGAAAAAUAUGAAGCUGAAGAUGCUGAGUUAAAAGCAGUUAGAGAAGCUGAAGGUAUCAAAUAUGAUGGAAAAUGGUUUUACGAUAAAUUUUUGGGAUGGAUCUUUUAA